UUCUUCAUGAGGACGAGAGAGAAGGGAAUCUCAGCAUCAGCACUUCCCAUGGGAUGCAUUGAGCUUGACUUGCUCCCGAGAAACACCACCCAGACCCUCUCUGGGAUCUCUGCAUGCUGUGUGCAUCCUGCUGGGAAAUAAAAAGUGCUGUCCUAGUGCCACAGAUUCUCCACAAAAUUUGGAAGUGCAUCCAAAACUGUCUUGCAUGGGGCAUGAGUGGUUACGUAUUUGGGGCAUGUUAGUGUAGAAACUAUAAUAUUAGUGUCUUAUGAAGUGAAAUUUAUGUGUGUGUGGUAAUUGCUCAGUUAAUUUUAUUGUAGUGGCUGGGCUACAUGGCCUGUGACAAGCACUUAAGGAAUCAGCCUAAUUAUUAUGGAAAGCCUCCCCAUGUAGGAUGUGUUUUCUAAGAAAUGAAAACCUAUAUGUCUGUUCUGAUAAAAGUACAUUAUUCAGAACUGCUCUUCCCUGAGUAGCAACAUCAUGUGGGCAAAGUUAAGGGAAUAAGACAAUAAGCAUGCAUACAUUUUUUUAAAAAAAGAAAUAACUAAUCUUGGGAAAAGGAAAAAUAAAUUACUGUGUUCUGCAUUUUUAAAGUCUGUGGCUGUAAGGACAGGGCACAGCUCCUGACCUCCCCCUUCAAGUUACCUCCCACUUGUAUGUUUUUUACUACUGGCUGCCAACAACAUCUGAGGGAGUUAGUUUAGUUUCAUCUUUGCCAGAGCCUCUUUGUGCAGGGAGAGGAGGCAAGGCUGCUCACCAGAAGAGGGCCUGGGAAUGGCUGCCCCAACCGUAGUGACGAUCCAGCCCCAAUUCGGCGCGGCCAUGUCCUCUGUCUCCAGGUGCACGUGGCAGACAGGCCUGAUGGACUGCUGCUCCGACUGUGGCGUCUGCUGCUGCGGGAUGUUCUGCUUCCCCUGCCUGGCAUGCCAGGUGGCUGGGGACAUGAACGAGUGCUGCCUGUGUGGGACCAGCGUGGCCAUGAGGACCCUGUACCGCACCCGAUACAACAUCCCGGGGUCCAUUUGCUCUGACUACUGUGUCACCCUGUGGUGCACUGUUUGCUCUGUUUGCCAAAUGAAAAGAGACAUCAACCGCAGGAGGGAGCUUGGCAUAUUCUGAGGCUGCCAUCCUCGCUGCAUCCUUGGAGCUGCUGCAAGCAGGAAUCACCACUGCUCUGACUGUUGGGAAAUGCACCAUGUGGAGCUUGCCUUGACUGCAUUUGAUUUUCCCUACUUAACUGCAGAAAUAAAGUUUUGAAUUUGUCUUCCUA
Melozone crissalis (California towhee) is the source of this 1270-nucleotide messenger RNA. Its product is annotated as placenta-specific gene 8 protein-like. The transcript is spliced from 5 exons. The coding region runs from base 775 to 1119 and encodes 114 amino acids. The record is from RefSeq and is a predicted model, not a curated record. Gene Ontology annotation, biological process: positive regulation of transcription by RNA polymerase II. Lineage: Eukaryota; Metazoa; Chordata; Aves; Passeriformes; Passerellidae.